Antechinus flavipes (yellow-footed antechinus) is the source of this 701-nucleotide messenger RNA. RefSeq names its product normal mucosa of esophagus-specific gene 1 protein-like. The record is from RefSeq and is a predicted model, not a curated record. The transcript is spliced from 4 exons. Lineage: Eukaryota; Metazoa; Chordata; Mammalia; Dasyuromorphia; Dasyuridae. The coding region runs from base 158 to 409 and encodes 83 amino acids.
GGUCUCUCUCCUCCCCCUGCCUUUGGUUGAGGUGAUGGAGAGUAAAGACUUGCAUUUUACUGAAACUGGAUGCUGAUUCCUAUUUGAGAGUUUCAAUAACUACUUAGACCACUAACAGAGCUUCUUUAUUCUAGGCUCCUGCCCAAAAAGCAUAAUCAUGAACAUUUUGGAACUCAUAAUGAAAAGGAAAGAACUUAUUCCUUUGAUCACAUUUGUGAGUUUUGCUGGAUGUGGAGCAAUUUCAAUGGGGUUAUAUUCCCUUUCCAAAAGUGAUGUGAUCAUUAACAAGAGAAAAAAUCCAGAACCAUGGGAAAAUGUAAAUCCUAACAAGCCUCAAAAGCUUAUCACAAUUAACCAGAAGUGGAGGCCUGUUGAAGAAUUACAAAAGGUCAGGAAAUUGACCAAGUGAUAUGAUUGUCCUUGCAAAGUAUACUUUCUGAAUCUAGCAGCAACAUCUCUGCACAGACUAGACUACUGGAACCAGUGUGUGGAAGUGCUUCUGCUGUAUUUUGGGAUCUCCCUGCAUUUGAGGGUUCUGAAUGAGAAAAUUCCAUUUUGCCCUAAAAGUGGAAAGCCUAACAAAAUCCAUUUAGUCCAAAAAUAAAAUUCUCAUAUUUGGUGUCUUGUAAAGUUGAAUUUUAGUUCAUUAAAGUAUUCAUGAAAAAGAACUGUUGAGUGCAUUUGUACCUAUGUAUUUUUUC